UUUAUUUCAUGUGAUGCAUUUAGUCUUUCAGUAUAACAGAGAUUAUAUUUCUCAAUACUGUCCUGCCAGAACAACACACAAAUGCAAAUUGUUUGUUCAUGUGUUUCAUAGAAAACAAUGUGUGCUAUUUCAAAUAACAAAUUUUAUCUCGUGUCAAUAUGGUGGGUAGGUGGUUAGGUACACAACAUCGCGCACCACCACCAACAUCACCACCACUCCAGAUUCACAAACUGUCAAUCUAAGUGGCUAAACGUUUGCGAAAAUUCAAAGUCUUCUCAUCAGUAGUUUGUAUGGAUAAUUGAGCUUGAAGUUUCUGCUACAUAUAUAUUAAUGGUGUGAACAUACAGACAAAUUGCUGGUAAGAUCUCUCGAUAACUAUCGAAUUAAAACGGGCAAAUGAUUAGUAGUUGACAGAAAACCAAGGCGUAAAUUAAAUCUAUGUCUUAGAAUUCAAUGUUUCAUCGAGAUGUUGUUCGAGAAAUAAACGCAUCGGAAUGCAUGAAUAUUUUGACGAGAUCAAAAUCACGAAUGCUUGACUAACCAAUCAGACAUGAGACACGUUAAAAUAAGCAUGCAGACCAGUGAUCAAAUAGAGAUACCAGACACAGGCAGGCAGACACAAGCAAGCACACACAACUAAGCAAACACAACUGACAUGCCACACCACACACCAACAAGCAUUACCUGACUGUCUACUAAAUCAUCAUCAACUAGCCAACAACAGUCAACCAAUAGUAAUCGAGUGCAUAGGAUAUACGGUUGGUGGUAGAAAAUUCUCAACAUGUCGCCUGUCUGUCUCACUCUCGUUCAAAGUCUUAUUUUUCUUCAAUUCACAACCACAAAACAGAUUGCUUGAUUAUGAUCAAUACACCUCGAAAGUCAGCUUGUGCAUCAAAACCACCACCAAAACCGUCGAAACAGAUCACAGUCAAACGAUACACAACUGAGGAGGCGAGUGAGUUAGCCGAAUUGGUAGUGAGAUAUCGGGAUGUUUGGAGAGACAAGAGCCAUCCAUCCGCACUUCUUCAGAAACAUUUGUGGAUGCAAUUCGCACAUUAUCUACAGUCGAAGGGAUGGCCGAGAAGAAACUGGACUCAUCUGCGUCGGAAGGGCCUGUACAUGUUGAGGAAACUCAAUAACAUGACAAUCAGUCAUUGGGAGGUGUCGAAAAGCAAUCCCAACACCCCUGAAAAUCCCUCGAACCACACGCCACUCUCCAGUUCCGAUGCAAAUCGACACGUGAACGUGAACGGACAAAGUGAUUCGGUGACCGAGAACCAGUUGAGUGUGCAUCGACCCAACUUGCCUACACUCACCCCCUCACCUGUGGUAACCAUCACCUCCAAUCUUCCCACAUCGACACUCAGUCCUCCUACAAACCACGUGCAACCGAAUCCCCCACACACAACCGGUCCAAAAAUCCUGAACGCAUUCUCAACAGCUCAUAUGUCCCAACAACUGACGAUUGCACAUGAUGCUGAAGUGCUGCAGCCAACCAACAACAACAACAACAACAACACGGUUGGUGAGGUGGCGAUUAACCGAGUCGCGUUACUGACUCCUCUCCAAUUUGUCUCGUUCGGAGUCGCGAAAACCCACACUGCAGACGUAUCUCCUGUUCGAGAAGUGAAUAUCUCGAACUCACCAUCCAACCAACCGAGUCGCAUUCCUCUGACUGCAACAAUUGAUUUAUCAACGUCGAGUGAGGACGAGGAGAUCUGUCCAGAGUUGAGUGGAACGCGAUAUCAGACGAACACGAAUCACGCGAAUGACUUGGGUGAAAAGUCCAAGGAUUGUAUCACAUCCGAAUGUGACAGAACCCCAUUGUCAGAGAUGUUGAUUCACAAGCAAAUGAAAUGCCUAGAUCUGAAGAUUGAAAUUCUCCAGAUGAAGAAGCAAUAUUGGUCGGACAAACUGAAAUUAUCAUCGAAAAGCUGAAUGUUUGGUGAAAGCCAAUCUAUACAUGAACUACCACUGUGAUUGUCAUCAAUUCUAUUCGCAUAUGAAUAGUAGACAUUUGUAAAUUCGAUUUAUACACAUGUAUGUAUACGUAUUCUGACUGACGAAGAUUGUUCUUCCUUUUCAUCAUUAUUGUCUAUUUGUAUGGUGCGUGUAUGUGUGUGUGCGUGUGAAGUUGUUUGCCAGUCAGUUCUUUUGUUUUGAAUCCAUUUGAAGUGGACUUUUGUUCAAUACUGCUCUGUUUCAAAUGUUGAGCACUGUAAUGACUACUGUGUUGCAUACUGUACAUAAUUAAAUUUCAAUGUUGGUUUUGUAAAAAUCUUAUUUUGUCUUUGAAUUUAUGGACGUCAUCGACAAUUGGUUGUGUGGAUGACGGAUGAUACUUGACUUAGAAUACACAUGUGUUAGACCUUUGUCAAUUUUAUUUAUUAUCAUGAUGAAUUGGUUUGAUUGAUAUUUAUUCUAGUGAUUUCUCUGUAAUUAACUGCUUGAUAUUUCAUUCAUGAUACAUAUUCGAUAUAUGAGUACAGUUGAUGUCAACUUCCAAUACUUGAUGACCACAUGUGACGGAGAUUGGAGAGAAUAAAUGGUCCCAUUCGAAUGAUGAUGAUGAUGAUGAUGAUGAUGAUG
Molecule: messenger RNA, 2589 nt
Organism: Schistosoma spindalis
Lineage: Eukaryota; Metazoa; Platyhelminthes; Trematoda; Strigeidida; Schistosomatidae
Source: the annotation of a GenBank genome assembly